AGCCAGCCAAAGAGAUAUACCUCGCGGGUAGGCGCCAUUCCUCCAAUUCUGACAGACGGGGGUUCAUCCUACUUCGCUUUCGCUCGUCGCGCGCCUCGCGCUCGAUUGAGCUCACCUUAGCCAGCGUGUACUCUCUCCCUCCGGCCCUCCCCGAUUCUCACCAGGAGCGACGGCGACUCCGGUGCGCCGCUGCUUGCGAGGGCGAAGGCCGGCGUGUGGCGCGCGGCUGCAGGCGAGGGCGAAGGCUGGCGCACGGCUGCAGGCGACGCCGCCUCGCACUUGAUUCAACUCGCCCCUUCAAUUGCGGCGACGCUGGUCGAGCGACUGAGCCCUUCGCUAGGUCUUCAUUGGGUUCUUCGUCGGCGAGAACCCGCACCAGCAUCAGCAUCACCAGGCAUUUAGAAAGGAAGGCUGUAUGAAGGCUAGUAAUUUUCAGUUAAGAUCAUCAAGGCUUCCUUGGUUAGAGUCAUGGCUGCUUCCUCCUGGAUUCCCAGUCGCCAUGAAUAGUAGCUACUUUUUGGGUGAGGGGGACAGGGACUAUCCACAUUGAAAUUUAGAGUACGGUGCUCUCAGCUACAGCUUUCUACUAAUUCAGUUCAUAAUAAGAAAGAGAAAGAGAAAUAUUCUUGUUUUGAUCAGUCAACAUCAUAUCUGCAUGUACAAUGUCUUAGGGACUUCCCGACUGAAAAACUUUCUGGAGAGGUAGUUGUGGUGCGUCUUGAUUCUUCACUUAUCUUGGGGCACUUAGGACCAUGCACUUCCUCACUUGAAAGAGCUUUGCUAACUAUCAAAUACUUGUGCAAAGCAAGAGCGAAAGUGGCCAUAGCCACCAGCUGGGAUACAAUUCUUCAGUAUGAUAAUCCAGUGACUGAAUCAGUUGCCUCUUUUGCAGAGUACAUGUCAUCCCUUCUUCAAGUAGAAGUCAUCCCAGUAGAUGGUGCACCUAGUUCAACAUCAUUUAAGCAAGAAGAGUGGGCUCAGAACAGUAUUAUUUUGUUUGAAAAUCUUCUGAACUUCACAGGAGAAGUUGCUAAUUGCAAAGAUUUUUCUCAGAAGCUUGCUUCAGGUGCCAUGAUAUUUGUCAAUGAUUCUUUCUCACUGUCUCAUAAGAUUCUUGCAUCAACUGUUGGGAUCACGUGCUUCUGCUAUGCGUCUCUUGCUGGUUUCCAUUUUGAAGAGGAGCUUAUGAAAUUGAUAAAGAUCACGGACUCCACGAGGCGCCCAUAUAUUGCCAUUAUUGGAGGCAGUAAUUUCUUGAGAAAAGCACCUGCUCUUCAGACGUUAACCUGUCUAUGCGAUGGGUUGUUCUUUGUUGGAAAAUUAUCAUUUCAAAUAAUGAAUGGUUUUGGAAUGACAGUGCCCUCUCAAUUCAUAGAAAGAAAUGCAGUUAAGGAAGUACUACAAAUUAUUCAAGUUGCUAGGGAUAGGAAUAUUCCUAUUUAUUAUCCAACAGAUCUCUGGUGCUUGAAAAAUGGCGACAGUGAAAUAUCAGGGGUCAUCAACUCUACCGGACAAUUGGCUGGCUGGACACCAGCUGAUAUAGGACCAUCGACAUUGGAGAAGAUUUCUUCUAUAAUUACAUCAUACAAGAAGAUACUGUGGAUUGGCCCUACAAACUACGGUUUGACAGAAAAAAAUUCAGUUGGUGGAACACAGUUGGGUGAAAUACUGGAAAGUGCAAGCUCUGAUGGCUGUGAUGUUAUUUUAGUGGGGGAUGCAGCAUGCAAGGCAGUAAAAAGAAAAACAGAUUCCUCACCGCAAUAUACAGAAUUUCAAAAGUCCACUGUUGUUUGGGAAUUCCUCAAAGGAAGGAUAUUGCCUGGUAUAGCAGCAUUGGAUAAAUGUUACCCCUACCGGAUUCCAUGGAGUACUGUCUUCUGUGAACCUACACUACCCUUAGUGGUUGAUAUCGGAAGUGGAAAUGGUUUGUUUCUUUUUCAAAUGGCUAAAAGUUGUGAAAGUUCAAAUUUCCUUGGGUUUGAGAUGAAUGAAAAGCUUGUCAUUAGGUGCCUCCAAGGUAUGGCUUCAGAUGAGAAAAGGAACCUAUAUUUUGUGUCAACAAAUGCAACGUCCACAUUUCGUUCCAUAGUUUCAAGUUAUCCUGGACGGUUGACUCUUGUCACAAUACAGUGCCCAAAUCCUGACUUCAACAAAGAGCAAAAUAGGUGGAGAAUGGUGCGAAGAAUGCUCAUUGAAGCUAUCGUCGACCUUCUUCAUACCAAUGGACAGGUUUAUCUGCAGUCAGAUGUGGAGUCCGUUCUGCUCGUGAUGAAGGAGCAGUUCCUCUCCUACAGCAAGGGUCAGCUUGUCACGGACGGCGAUGGUGGCAACUGCAUCGAUAACCCGUUCGGCGUGGUAUCCGACUGGGAGCGCCAUGUCCUCGCUCGCGGAGCUCCCAUGUACAGGGCGAUGUUAAAGAAAAUGUGAUUCCAUUUCCUCCGUCUCUGAGGUCUGAACAUUGCAUUGUUUUGUCACCAUGGCUGCUUCGGACAUGGACAACGUUCAUGGAUUCACUCGGUUAGAUAAAACUCUCUUCUUUUCGGAGAAAACUACAUGACAAAAAAAUUGUGUGGUUAAAUCUUAAAAUCGAAUCAA
This is a messenger RNA of Zea mays, 2595 nucleotides long. Its product is annotated as phosphoglycerate kinase. Gene Ontology annotation, biological process: tRNA modification; glycolytic process; gluconeogenesis. The transcript has 14 exons. Bases 898 to 2427 code for a protein of 509 amino acids. Gene Ontology annotation, molecular function: tRNA (guanine(46)-N7)-methyltransferase activity; ATP binding; phosphoglycerate kinase activity. The record is from RefSeq and is a predicted model, not a curated record. Gene Ontology annotation, cellular component: cytosol. Lineage: Eukaryota; Viridiplantae; Streptophyta; Magnoliopsida; Poales; Poaceae.